CUCUCUCGCUGGCUGUCUGUCUGUCACAUAAAUAAAUAAAAUCUUAAAAAAAAAUCAAAGUGAAGGAUACCAAGAAUGGCCCGGCUCUCCAUGGACUCCUUUGCCCGAGCCUCCUCUGUGGGGCUGCCGUCGGCUCUGGGUGCCACCUCAUCUUGCUGAUUUAUCUUUUCAUUCCUUCGCUCACUUCCCCAACUUGACCACACACCCUCUGAGGUCAGAGCAACAUAAGGUGUCCCCCAAAUUUCGGUGAGUCCGGGUGUGUGUCUGGCAUUUAGCCAGCACUGCUUGGCGAGUAUUCACAAUGCCUCUUGUUUGCAGUUCCUUCAGCAACUCUGGAUAAAGCCAUCUUCACCCUUGAGAUAUGAGGGGCACCGAGCCUCAAGGGGCCCCCAGAGGGCCUGGCCCAGGCACUUUCCCCAUGGCCGCGUCCACCUCUCCUGAGCUUUUUCCCAGAGCACAAGCAGCUGGCACUGCUCUCAGCAGCUCCCUACGCUCCAAAGGGGUGGCAAGGUGGCCACUCAGCCUCCCCAGCAGGGCCCCUCCAGCUCCCAACAGUAGGGAGCACACACGUACAGCUCCCCCCACCUCCCCCCACCUUAAACCUAUUUCUGAGGCAUUGCUCAAAACUGCCAUCAAGUCCAGCACCUCAGCAGUCCCGAUGUCCGAGCUUGUCACCAAGGUCGAAGCCACUCCACUCAUUGCCUAUACGAGCACCACAGAGUGCAUCCGUCCCACGAGCCUUGUCAUCACUACCACUUACCCCACCGCCUGCGUGACCCUGACCACCGCCGAGAGACGCCCCUCGGCCACGACCUCGCCUCCCACUACCACCACCGCUCUAGGGAGAACUCCCACAACCGUGGCCCUACUCUCUUCCUCCGUCUCAGCCCCCCACACGACCUUCCGUACUCCAGUAUCCUCUACAACUGCUACCCCAGAGAGGGCUAGCCUGGCCACAGCAAGCAUCCAGACACCCAGGUCUCUCACCCCAAUAACCACUUCUACUCUAUUACCCCUUCCCCUGCCAGUACAUUCGAAACAGCGACCGCCGCCACUCAUGACCCCGCAUCCACAAGAAUACAGUCAAUUCUGCAACACCAGCCUCUUCUAUUCCAGUGACCACCAGUACCUUGACAUCAGCCACGAGCACACGUCUGUCUUCUCUGCCUGCUCCAUUCACAAAAUCCGUCUCCAGCUGGACCACAAACAAACUGGCACCAUGGCCACAACCGAAAUCCCCACUCCCACCAACAUCUCCACCAUUGUCACCUUGAACACAGCCUCUUUGCCCACUUCCUCCACUCCAGAAACUACUACCACGAUUGGGCCAGCACCCACCACCACGGACACACACGCCACGUCCCCGGCCGCUGGGCUGCCCUCCUCUACGAUGUUUACCGCACACACACGCAAGACGACUGUCACAGCCUUUCACGCCGCAUCCACCUGGAAAGCCACACGAACUCCUGCCGGGGAUGUUUGGACGCGGUCUCUCGCCACAGAGAUUCCUUCUCGUCUGGCAACGACAUCAUCCGUCACUCCCAUGAAUACAGUUGAUUCUCUGACAUCUACCGCCUCUACUCCGGGGACCGUGACCACCAAAACCUUAACAUCAGCCACGCGUAUGCACCUGUCUUCUCUUCCUGCCCCAACCACAGAAUCAGUCUCCACUUCGACCGCAAACACCACCCCUUCCUCCACCUUGAACACAAGAACUUCUCCAACCACAUCUUCUCUAAAGACCUUUGCUACCGACACAACGACCGGCUGUUUUCUUUGUUCUCCUACCCCGUGUCCAGACUCUGUAUCAGUUACGAUAGCUCCUGUCUCUCCCGCGACUCCGUGUGUGGAAACGGGUCCAAGUAGUGAAGUUACUUCUACGCCCACCAACCCCGUGUCAGUGUUUACCUCUCCUACUGAGAUGGCCACCUCUCCUAGUUCCACCAGUAUGACAACCGCGCGUCCUAUGCACACGGACACCUCUACUGUUCUGGAAACUCAUCCUGCCCACAGCAUAACAGCUGCUCCUAGUUCUGUCGGCACUGGCACCGUCCCCAGUGACACAGUUGUGACAAGCACUCAAAGACCCACCAGUGGAAACUGGAUGAGCACCAAUUCUGUAACCAUCCCACAUAUGCCUGGGUUCACUAGCCUCCCACUGACGCCAAGACCAAGCAGCAGCUUUCCAACGGCCGUGGUGACUUCGAGCAAGUCGACUCACGCCGCCCCAACCACUACCAAGACUCCAGAAACACCGGCGGUCACGCCUCGGAGUACCACUACCCUUACGUCACCCAGGACAACUUUGACCACUGCUCAGAUGACCACACGGUCUAGGUUGACCACCACUCCAGGCCCCUGUGACAAUGGCGGCACGUGGAUGCAGGGCCUCUGCCACUGCCCCUUGGGGUUCUCUGGGGACCACUGUGAGCUCCAGGAGAUCAGGUGCCAGAAUGGGGGUAAAUGGGAUGGCUUCAGGUGCCACUGCCCUAGCACCUUCUACGGCUCCUGUUGCGAGUUUGUGGCGGAUCAGGUGGAUCUGGGUACCGUGGACACUGAAGUGGACAUGGAGGUGUCCGUUGACCAGGAGUUCUCCCCGGACCUCAACGACAGCACUUCCACAGCCUACAAGGAUUUCAGUGACACCUUCCGGGAUCAGAAGCAGAAGAAUUACCAGAAUGUACAGGGGUUCAAGGAUGUGGAGACCCUGUCCCUGGGGAGUGGCAGCAUUGUGGUGGUCUAUCUGGUCCUGCUAGAGUUGCCAUUUAGCCUCCAGCUGGAGAGUGAGUAUGAGAAGAUGAAGACAGUCCUGAAGGAGGAGCUCCAGAAUGUCAGCUAUAACGGCGACAGCUGCCAGAAUAACCAGACCCUGUGUUUUAAGCCUGACUCCGUCAAGGUGAGCAAUAACACCAGGAAGGAGCUGACUCUGGAAGCCAUCUGUCACCGCGCCACCGCCAAAGGCUAUGAGGAUUUCUACUUCCCCUUGGUGGAGGAGAACCGGCUCUGCUGCGUCACCAAAUGCACUCCCGGCGUGGACGGCGCCAUCGACUGUCACCAAGGCCAGUGCCUCCUGCAGAGGAGCGGUCCUGCUUGCCGCUGCUUCUCCACGGACACGCACUGGUUCUCGGGCCCGCGCUGUGAGGUGGCGGUCGCCUGGAGGGCGCUGGUCGGGGGCCUGGUGGGGGUCGUGGUUCUACUGCUGCUGCUGCUGUUGGCGUCCCUGAGCCUCUUCGUCGCCCUCUCCCGCUCUCGGAGAGGUGGCCAAGGUGGAGGCCAGUCCUGGGACGACGACAGGAGAUGGUUCGAGAUCUGGGAUGAGGACACUGUGGGGACUUUUUCAAACUUGGGCUUGGAGGAUGACCGAACGGUCAAGGAUGAACACUUCCAGGUGGCCUUGGAGAAUGCGGACACCAAUGUGAGGGUGCAUAUCCAGAGACCGGAGGUUGGCCUCGUCCUUACUGUGAGCCCCGCACGUCCCCCUCCACCCUGCCCCAGACAGUGAGAAGAAACCGUCUAAACUGCAUC
This is a messenger RNA of Ailuropoda melanoleuca (giant panda), 3525 nucleotides long. It is a transcript of the gene MUC3A, whose product is annotated as mucin 3A, cell surface associated. The coding region runs from base 362 to 3502 and encodes 1046 amino acids. NCBI's taxonomy places the organism in Eukaryota, Metazoa, Chordata, Mammalia, Carnivora, Ursidae. The record is from RefSeq and is a predicted model, not a curated record. The transcript has 16 exons.